AUGCAAAACAACUUGAAGAAGUUGAAAAAGCUUGAAUUUCGUGUCAAUGAAUUGUAUCCCUGUGCAGAAUGGCAAGACAAUGUGACACCUCUGUGUGCAGCAGCUGCCUGUGGUAAUGAGGAGAUAUGUGCAUACCUUUUCACACAGCGUGCAGACCCCAACAUACAUUCAACGCAAGGCUUAACACCUUUGCUCUAUGCUGUGAGAUGCCAGGCGAAAGUUCAUCUAGUCAGACAGUUAUUACAUGGAAAAGCUGAUCCAAACUUGGGGAAGACAUCACCAAUUUUAGAAGCGAUUUGCAGAGGCAGAAAGGAUAUCGUGAAACAAUUGCUCAAAUAUGGAGCAGCACCUGAUGUAAAUUAUACCGUCUACUUGAAUCCAAAUAAAGCUUUAGUUGACCAAAAUAAAUUAGUUGCUAACAUGCUACAAGAGCUAUCUUUGGAAGAUGAACAGCUGUCAAAGUAUGCUUUAUUUUUCAAUAUAACAUGUGAUGUGGUAAGUAAGACCCCUCAAGAAAUGUAUCGGUUGUACCACAAGGAUUUUUUGGAGGUGCACCCAAGUAUACAUGAUAGUCUUUUUGAUAGAAUUAAUGCUCUUCUUCGAAUGCAUCCUUUAGCAGAUGAACAAAUGGCCAUUGAGUGGCUAAAAGAUUCUCAUAACCUGAACAGAUACAUAGAAGCGACAAUUGAACACUUACCAAAAGUACCUUAUGCGCCCCAACAGCUUCACGUAAUGCAAAGUUUGCAUUUAGCUUUCCGCCUCAUGGAAGAAAUCCCUCUAAAGAUUUCACAUCAGAUUGUACCAACUCUUUUACAAUUUCUCAAAACAUCUCAGGUUCAGAAUUAUCAAAAUGUAAUUGUAAUGAUUUACACCAUUAUGCAAAAGACCCCUAUGCAGAAAGAUGGAUCAGAUGCCCAGUUUGUGAAGAAGUUGUGCGAGGGUAUAGUCCCCUUCACAAAACCCGAGCACCGAGGUCUCACUGGAGUUUACACCUAUGGGAUAAUAUCCCACGUGCAUUCAUUUCUACCUGAGAUUAUCACAGACCUUGGGAUCACGUCAGUACCUGAGAGAAUACUGAAUGCUGCCGACAGCCAGAUGGAUGACACUUUGAAAAGGAAAGUGAGAGAACUGAAUGGAAGGUUAACAGAGCAAUGUUCAAAAGAACAAACAGAUGAGGGGAAAAAACAGAAGAAGAAAGGUUCCACAAAUGAUGUGGAGUCUGGUUCGGUGAUGGGUACCUCUGAUUGUGAUUUUCCAAAGAGUUCAGUUCAGGAAGCAUGCUCUGCUGAUGAUGGUUCAAGUGUCAAACCAUUUCUUCCUGUUACUGGCACAGAAAGCACUUCACGACCUUGGUGCAAACUCAGUGUUCGCUGGGGGGAAAAGCUAGAGAAUCUUGCUAGUAUGAGAAUGACAGAGGUUAAAACUGUAAAGAAUCUCACUUUUUGUGACAAUCCUGAUUACCUAAUUGCAAAAGGUAGUGAUGGGACUGAGGUAUUUCUUGGCCUCAGAGAUGAUGGCACUGAAGUUGCUAUCAAGCGUAUGACCAAGUCAAACUACCAGCAGCUCAAACAUGAGGAAGAGUUCUUACGCCUGCCGCAGCUGGACAGUCCCAAUAUUGUGCGAUAUGUUGACUUUGCUGAGGAUGGUACCUUUGGAUAUUUAGUCCUGCAGCUUUGUGAGUACACUUUGGAGGAAUAUAUUGAUCCAAAGCACCAUCAAUUACCAGAUGAUGUUCCAAAAAAGAUGGAUGUGCUGAAGGGAAAAGUGAAAGAAGUCCUCCACAGUUUACAAGUCCUCCAUGAUAAGAACACCAAUGUGCUUCACAGAGACAUCAAGCCUCAAAAUGUUCUGAUUGACAUCAGAGGAAAGGCAAGACUGGCUGACUUUGGCAUCAGCAGAAGACUGAAUGUUGGACAAACAUCGCUACACACAAGCCCUGCUGGGACCAAGUGCUGGAAGUCCCGUGAGACACUUGAAGAGGAGUGCCAGGAGGAACCUCAAAAUCCCACUAAGAGUGUCUAUAAGAGAUCAUCCGAUAUCCAGGUUACAGGGAUGUUGAUAUACUACAUCCUUUCCUGUGGACGUCAUCCGUUUGGGAAAGGAGGUCGCUGUGAGGCCAACAUUCUGGAUGGGAAGUACGCUCUUGAUUGGGUCGAGGAUGAGCUGGCGAAAGAUCUCAUCGAGUGGAUGAUCAAGGCUGAACCCAGUCACAGACCGAGAGUGGAGGAAACACUUACUCACCCCUACUUCUGGACCAGUGACAGGAGGCUAGAGUAUUUGGCAAAACUUGGUGAUGAGAAAGAAGCCGAAAAAUACAGGAAAGCUGACGAGAAGCUCCUCAAGGAACUUGAUGACUACACAAAGGAUAAAACCUUCUACAACUGGAAAGAUAAGUUUCCAAAUGUCGAAAAACUGGAUAAGAAACAAAGCGAGCCCUACCCUGACAACACACUGGCUAUGAUGCGCUUCAUUCGCAACUAUGAACAUCAUGUUGCUGUGACAAACAAGGUUGACCUGAUGGGCCUGUUUCCUGACCUGUUCCCAAGUCUCUACAAGUUCGCCAGAGCUAAAGGCUGGAACUCGCGACCCAGCUUGGAGAAAUUCUUCAAAGGGCCUGCCUAAUUACAGUACAUAGCCACUGCCUUUGAUCACAUACAGCAGGUAUCACCAACGUAAUGCCCGCGGGCGCCAGGAAGCCAUCCAGGAGCUUCUAAGGUGCCCACCA
This is a messenger RNA of Engraulis encrasicolus (European anchovy), 2725 nucleotides long. RefSeq lists its product as uncharacterized. Gene Ontology annotation, biological process: IRE1-mediated unfolded protein response; intrinsic apoptotic signaling pathway in response to endoplasmic reticulum stress; mRNA processing. The coding region runs from base 1 to 2622 and encodes 873 amino acids. The record is from RefSeq and is a predicted model, not a curated record. Gene Ontology annotation, molecular function: RNA endonuclease activity; protein serine/threonine kinase activity; ATP binding. The transcript has 6 exons. Gene Ontology annotation, cellular component: IRE1-TRAF2-ASK1 complex. NCBI's taxonomy places the organism in Eukaryota, Metazoa, Chordata, Actinopteri, Clupeiformes, Engraulidae.